This is a messenger RNA of Mytilus trossulus (common blue mussel), 839 nucleotides long. RefSeq names its product complement C1q tumor necrosis factor-related protein 4-like. Gene Ontology annotation, molecular function: protein binding. The transcript has 2 exons. The record is from RefSeq and is a predicted model, not a curated record. Bases 67 to 714 code for a protein of 215 amino acids. Lineage: Eukaryota; Metazoa; Mollusca; Bivalvia; Mytilida; Mytilidae.
UAUCCAAUCUGUAUUGUUGUUAACUAAACAGUUGGAGUAAAGAAAAUUUCGGUUAAAGUUGUAACAAUGACACUUAAAGCGAUUGUAUUAUUAAUUUUUGUCGUAACAAUUAUUAUCAAAUACGGGAAAGGACAAAAACCUAACAACUCCUCUACUGAGAUACCACUACUGGACAAUCUAAAUAUGCCUUUAGUUGCUAUGUUCGAUACCACGAAACUUAACGAGGUAUUGAGGGCCGCUAUAAAGAAGACAGUAGAAGAUACCAUGAACGAGAUGAUUCCUCGGAUAAAACAGGCUGUUCUUGCUGACAUUGGAUACGAACCAGGACGAGAAAAAGAAAGACCAGCUUUUACAGCAUCACUUACAUCACACAGAAAUCUUGGUCGAUACGAAGUUGUUAUAUUUGACAAAAUAUGGCUAAAUAUGGGUGGAGCUUACGAUAAGAAAACUGGAGUUUUUACUGCGCUGAAAGCGGGACUCUACUCUAUUUCAACAACGGUUAUGUCUUAUCUCAGCAGUCAUUUACACUGCGAUUUGUGGAAGAAUAAUGAGAAACUGGUCAGAGCUUUCGGUACUAAAUUAUCGACUGGGACUCUGAAUGUUGUGGUGGCAUUAAAGAAGAAUGACACAGUUUAUGUCAAACAUAUUAAUGCUAAGGAAUACAUUUAUGGAGAUCAUAGAUCGACAUUUUCCGGAUAUCUAAUUACCGAGUAAACCUGUAAAAUCUUUUAGAAGAAAUUGAUCUGGAAAUGAGAAAUGUUUUGGAGGUGUUUAGUAGGAGACUGAGAAAAUUUAAUAUAUUCAUCUAGUAAUAAAUAAAGCAUUUUCCUGAAAUUUAA